Cutaneotrichosporon cavernicola is the source of this 1272-nucleotide messenger RNA. RefSeq lists its product as uncharacterized. NCBI's taxonomy places the organism in Eukaryota, Fungi, Basidiomycota, Tremellomycetes, Trichosporonales, Trichosporonaceae. The transcript has 2 exons. Bases 1 to 1272 code for a protein of 423 amino acids. The record is from RefSeq and is a predicted model, not a curated record.
AUGAGCUCUCCCGAGCCAUCCUCGCCAUCCGUCGAGCCCUCUCAGCCCACUUCCCAGGAGCCGACCUCUGAACCACCCACCUCGAACCCACCCGAGCCCACGACUACAUCGCCGGAACCUUCCCAGCCGCCCACUUCCAACCCGCCUACAUCCGAGCCCCCUCCCAGCUCUAACCCUCCAGACCCGCCUUCCACCUCAAACCCACCCCCACCAAGUAGCGAUCCAACAUCGUCCCCCCCCACGGUCGACACCUCCUCUACAAACCCCACUCCCUCAAACCCAGCCCCCAACCCCUCGUCAACCGUCGCUCCCCCUCCAGCGUCGUCCAACAGACCCACGGUUCUGCCCUCCCUGAUCCUCCCAGGGGGCACCACGCAACUGACCUCGGGCGUGCUCAUCACGACCACGGAUGCAAAUGGCAAUACUAUCACCACUGCACCUUCAGUUUUGACGACGGGGAUCCUCAAGACGGAUGCGUCUGGCCGCGUAUACACCGUCACGGCGAUUGUGCACAACACGGCCAGCAUCAAUGGGAGCUCAUCACGAGGAGGCGGCAGUGACUUUUUCCAGAACACUGGAGCUGUCGCCGGCGUGUUUGUGGUCGUUGGUCUCGUGGUUGCAGCGGGCAUUGGCGCCUUCACGUUCUUCACGCUCCGCCGCCGUCGUCGCCAGCGUCUCGACCGGGAUGUGGCUGCUGCUGCUGUGGCCGCCGCUGCUGCUCAGCAACCGCGCUUUGAUGACGACGACGACCACUCGCCAGCCAUGACUCAGUACGGCGCGUACUAUGCGUCCAACACAAGCCAUGACUUUGAGAACUCGACACCGCAGUCGACGAGAGGCUACGACUACGAGGCCGCGGGUGGCUACGACCCGUACGCUGCCAACCUGGUUGACGUUAGCAACCUGCCCGGUGACACCAACUACCACAAUGCAGGGACCACCUACCCUCCCAAUGGGCAGUACUAUGUGGACCCGAAUGGGAACGGCGCCCCUGACUUUUCGCGCGGAGGUGCAGACUACCACCACUCGUACGGAGACCCACAGUACGACGUGGCCCACGUCUACGCAGGCCACGAUGAGACGCUCCCCACUGUCCCGGAGCACCAGGAGGACCAGUACCGGAUGUCUUACUACAACUACCCGGACGACGCAGCAUACAACUACAACGAAUUUGACGAGGCGCCUCCAGCCGCGUCUCUCGAGCGCCAACAGAGCGUCGGAAGCGUCAACUCUGGCGCAGUCCACCGCGACUUGACCGUCACCAACGUCUAG